Oncorhynchus tshawytscha (Chinook salmon) is the source of this 1510-nucleotide messenger RNA. RefSeq names its product motile sperm domain containing 1 (gene mospd1). The transcript is spliced from 6 exons. Gene Ontology annotation, cellular component: cytoplasm. Bases 528 to 1184 code for a protein of 218 amino acids. Lineage: Eukaryota; Metazoa; Chordata; Actinopteri; Salmoniformes; Salmonidae. The record is from RefSeq and is a predicted model, not a curated record.
CGAUAUCCCAGAAUUCACAGCGUGACCUGCAGUAUUGACAAAGAAAAGAACGACAGAAAACAGGGUGGGCUCCGCAAAACAAUACCCCCACAAUUUGACGACAAUAAGUCUCACCACUGAGACUGUUGUUGUUUACCAGGGUGCAGCGUUACGUUAUCCUGCUAAGAAGCUGAGGGUGAGUGGGAAGGGCCAUCUGCACGUGAGGGGAGGUUACAAACCUGCAGAGCUUCCAGAGAGCGGGCCCCGACAGACACCUCUUCAGAGCUUCCAGAGAGAGGGCCCUGACAGGCACAUCUGCAGAGCUUCCAGAGAGAGGGCCCUGCCGGACACCUCUUCAGAGCUUCCAGAGAGAGGGCCCUGCCAGACACACCUGCAGAACUUCCAGAGAGAGGGCCCUGCCAGACACCUCUUCAGAGCUUCCAGAGAGAGGGCCCUGCCAGACACCUCUUCAGAGCUUCCAGAGAGAGGGCCCUGCCAGACAUAUAGGACGAGAGAAAGGGACUGGGGAGUGAGCUCAGCUGGAGCCAAUGCAGCAGCAGAGUGGACAGCCUGAGCUAGUGGAAGGAAGCCUUCCCGUGUUCGUGUUCCCCACAGAGCUUGUCUUCUACGCGGACGAGCAGACCUCCCACAAGCAGGUUCUCACCCUCUACAACCCCUAUGAGUUCGCCCUCAAGUUCAAAGUGCUAUGCACAGCGCCCAACAAGUAUACCGUGGUGGAUGCCACCGGAGCCGUCAAACCACAGUGCUGUGUUGACAUAGUGAUUCGACACAAAGAUGUCCGGGCCUGUCACUAUGGGGUGUCUGAUAAGUUCCGGCUGCAGGUGUCUGAGCAGAGCCAGAGGAAGGCCCUGGGCCGGAAGGAAGUGACGGCCACUCUGAGGCCCUCGGCUGCCCAGGAGCCCCCCAGCCCCCGGCCCCAGGAGGAGGAGCGACAGAUGAGGGAACAGCUAGCAGACAGCGUCUUCUUUGAGCAGACCACCUUCCAGACAGAGAGCCGCUCUCAGUCUGGGGGCCCAAGCCUGCUGACGGUGCUGUUGGGGUUGGUGUGUAUGGCUGCCCUCAUGCUGCCCACCCUGGGGGAGCAAGAAUCCACCGUGCCUGUCUACCUCCACUUAAGUGUUACCAAGAAACUUGUAGCUGCUUACGUUCUAGGUCUUCUUACAAUGGUUAUCCUGCGUACAUGAAGUGCUAUGGGGGCUGGAAAGAGAGAACGAGGAGAAGAGGAUACAAAAGAGAAGAGAACAUUCACUCACCCAAGGCAACUACAUGCUUGAAAGGGUAGUGUUGAGGGGGAAGGGGUAUCCGGUCAAUUCUCCCUUCCUCUGUCCCAAAAACAUACAUCUAAUUGUUUUGAAAUAAAAACAUAAUACUGACUGAUACAAAGCAAGAGACCUCUGCUGCAGCGGGCACAGAAAUAACAUUCUGGAAGGAGGGCAUUGUGUGGGUCUGCGGCCGUUGGAGGAAGGGUUUGUAUAAAAACAUGUGGGUCAUUAAAUUGUGUUUGACUUCA